Molecule: messenger RNA, 912 nt
Organism: Suillus paluster
Lineage: Eukaryota; Fungi; Basidiomycota; Agaricomycetes; Boletales; Suillaceae
Exons: 2
Coding region: 23-778 (251 amino acids)
Source: RefSeq, a predicted model, not a curated record
CUUCACGCGUGACGUUACAUACAUGAACUCCGAGUCCUCAGCUUCCAUAACCCCAAAAUUUACACUCAUAGCUCCUGAACCACGUCACUCAUCCACAUCCUUGUGCGACGCUUGGCUGCGCGCCAUCGAAGAACACUUUCCUGACCCAAUCGACUCACCCUUCACCGUCAUACAGGGUAAGCUCCAUGACGUACAUCCUGAACGCUUGCGCUGCGAUUGUGUGGUGUCCCCCGCCAAUUCAUUCGGAAUCAUGGAUGGCGGAUUUGAUCAUGAACUCUCUCGUUUUUUCAACGGGACAGGUGAUAUGUGGCGCUUGACCAAUCAUUGCCAGUCUUACAUUCGAGAUCUCUGGCAUGGUUACAUCCCCCCUGGUUCCUGCAUGAUAGUGCCGCUUCCUGAUGAUGCCGCUGGUGCAGACAACCCGUGGGAUGCACGCGCUCUUGCCAUAUCACCUACGAUGCGCACCCCAGAGGAUGUCAGUUGGCACCAAGACCUCGUUUACAAUACAAUGUGGUCCCUUUUGGUGCAACUCGAGCGGUGGAAUAAAGUCUCUGACACCGACGGCCGCGCUAAGAUUCAAACAGUCUUGAUGACAGGGUUUGGGACGGGUACCGGAGGCAUCGGAGUGGACAAGUGUGCACAGCAGAUGGUGCUUGCGGUGAAGCAUUUCAAAAUGCCCUUGGCUGACCGCGUGCGUUGGAAUGAUGUAGAGCAGCGGGCAAGGGACGUCCAAGCAACUGUGGACUCCCAUUCCGUUGGCAACGCUAGAACAGUCUAGGACCGUUUGUACUACUAACAUUGGCAGCUCCCAUCUUGAUCUUUGCGGGAGCCCUUGCCCUGAAUUAAGUCGAUCCCCCUCAGCGCGAGUACUUCCCAUACCUAAAUUGAUUCACAUGUCUGAAUAUUGUUCCU